CCACUGUUGACCAAGGAAUGCGCCUCGUCAUCACAAGUUCCCCCUGGGGGUAAAGAGAAGGAGGAGGAGGAAAGGGGAGGAGGGGUGUUCUCAGCUGGGACUUUCCUUGCUGCCCUCCAGAAACAGUUUAACAACAGGGCACCGUGCCAGAUACCGCCGUGCCGCCGCCACGGAGGAGGCAUGCGGACCUGCGCGCGGUGGUGGGGCCGCGGUGGUCUUCCCCUCCGCUGGAGAAUUCUACUUCUUACAGUCCCACCAUUUCUCCUCGCGCUUCAGCUUCUCGUCGUUGGUCCACGGUUACCUCGAGCCGCGCGGCUGGGGGUGGAGGAGCAGGAGGGCGCAGUAGCCUUUUCCGUUAUUAGCAUCGAACCGGUGAGGGACUCACGCCAACGAGGAUCCCCGUCCGCCCGGCCACCGGGUCUGGAGGAAGAGGAGGAGGAGGAGGAGGAGGAGGUAGAAGUGGAUGAUGGGGAAAGAAAGGAGGGGGCACGAGCCUAUGAGGAUGAAAACGAGAUGCUCUCACGCCAGGUGGGGCCAAGAACAUUGGAGGUGCAGCCAUGGGUUGCAGACGAGCCAUCUUUCACAGCUGAACUCGAUCGGAUCAUCACGUAUAUCUCAAGGCCUCAGCUCAACUGCUCCAGGGUUUUGUCUCCCGGUCACACUCAGGCAUCACAACACCCUGUAGAUUCCCCUCGCUGGCUGCUGUGUGCUGAGGACUGGCUCCUUCCCACACAUGAUUCUCUGUGUGUUGCUUACUCCUUUAGUAUGGAUGGGGGAGACGCAGAGUUUCUAAAGACCAUGUCAGGGCUGGGAUGUGAAGUCCACAGUUUUGAUCCCAGCAACUCCAACGCAUCUGGCCGUCACCUUGGAAACAGUUUGGCGAGUAACCAUGGGGAUGGAGGCGGAGUAAGCCAGCACAAGAUGUGGCUGGAGUGGCGAGCGCCAAGGAAGCACAAGCACAAGACAAGAGGCAGCCUGAGUAGUGUUUCCCAAAAACUGGCAGACAUCAUGGCAGCUCUGGGACAUCACACAGUUCACUUUCUAUAUGCUGAUCUGCUCAGUGCUGAGUGGAGAGUUUUCCAGAACUGGAUCGAGUCAGGAACUCUGCAGAGUGUCCAUCAUCUGGUUGCAACAGUGCACCUGCAAUGGGCAGGUUUUGAGGUGGGCGGGACCAACGAGGAGGUGCUACGCUAUUGGUUCAGCAUCCUUCAGGGUCUCAGAGCCUCUGGACUCAAGCUGAUCCACAGCGCUGCAGGAGAGGGUCACAGCGUCCUAAAACAGACAGUAGCAAAUGCUCACAGCUCCUACACGCUCAGCUGGGUCAACACAAGACACUGACACUCACACAUGAAUGUACACAGGUGUACAUACAUGACCAGACAUUCAGGAUUGCCUCAAAAACAAGAAGCAGAAGGUCUCACCUGAAAUAGUUGCUGAAGUUAAACUUUUCUUAGAAUGAACAUUUUUAUUUGGUAUUUUGAGGCACACAGAGUUUUUAAGAUGACAUUUCCCUCUAGUGGAGAUGAAAGGAUCUGCUCAUUUAUUUAUUUUUUAUAAUUUCAGCAAGUAAUAAGGUAUAAUAAUAUUCCGUUUCAUUUCUUAAAACAUAACAAAUAGCACAUAUAUAAAUAUAUAUAUACACAUAUAUAUAUAUAUAUGUAUAUAUACUGUAUAUAUAUGUAUUUGUGUAAGAGCUACCAUUAUAUGGUAUAGUGUACCCCUUUCUAAUUAAUUUGAUCCAGCUGCUGUUUUAAUGCAGAUUCAGCAGAUUAUUUUGUCUGGUAUCUGUACAUCUCUGUUGGCCUUAAAAUACUUAUUUGCAUUGAUGAGAAGCUUACACUUUUGUUCUACUGUAAAACAGAGAGAGACACAAUAAAACCAUAUAAACCAAAGCACAAUAACAUACUAAAUA
Labrus bergylta (ballan wrasse) is the source of this 1912-nucleotide messenger RNA. RefSeq names its product probable methyltransferase-like protein 24. Lineage: Eukaryota; Metazoa; Chordata; Actinopteri; Labriformes; Labridae. The record is from RefSeq and is a predicted model, not a curated record.